Acromyrmex echinatior (Panamanian leafcutter ant) is the source of this 2647-nucleotide messenger RNA. RefSeq lists its product as uncharacterized. NCBI's taxonomy places the organism in Eukaryota, Metazoa, Arthropoda, Insecta, Hymenoptera, Formicidae. The record is from RefSeq and is a predicted model, not a curated record. Gene Ontology annotation, cellular component: early endosome; membrane.
UCGUGGCUGCACCGCGCUAUACCUUCUGCACUUGAAACGGGAAGGAGCGUGCGACUGGACGUCAGUGCGAUAAAGAGACGAAACGGGAAGUAUGUACGAGAUGCUCGGCUACGAGGAGUGUGCUUUGUGAUACGCGGCCGAUACGGUAUCGGUACUAUCGAGAACCGCCCCGCGAGUGAGUCGCGUUUGAAAGUACGUGCGCCUGCGGCCAGCUUCCGUCCGGUCGGCGGUAUAUCGCGACGAUGUGACGUUCACUUCACGUCGCACGCACGCAGAUAGGAUUCGGUGGUAUGGCACGGUAGGGCGGGUGUAUGUUAUCGCGUUUCGGGGGCGUUUCAUUAAAGAACGCGCGUUUACGGUACGUGUACGCUUCUCCCCACGGCUCCUCGCCUGAGAGGAGCGUCCGCGACCGCGUCGCGCGUUUAAUGGGGAGUUACGGGGCUUCGCCGAUCACGGCUUAACAUUAAUUUGCUCCUCCUCUCCCUCCCUCCCUCCUUCACAGAUCAGGAGGUGUGUGCGUUAUAUGUGUGUGCGCUGACUCGUCGAUAAACAUCGCACGCGCCGACGUCAUCACCAGGAAACGCGCGAUGCGUGUCCCGGCGCCGCGAGCACAACACCCAAAGGUCUCGUGAACGAUGUCCAGGUGUCAAUAAUUGACAUCCGCGUGGCGAACCCGGAGAGACGCGUUAACGGAAGCGCGUAGGUAGGUUGGGGCAGGAAGGUAUGGAGGGUGUCAACGGUCAGCUGCAGACCAAGUAUCAGAAAAUCGCCACGGAAUACUCAAAAAUUCGUGCGCAAGCAAAUGUUCUGAAGAAGGCUGUGAUAGAAGAACAAGCACGAAACACAGAUAUCCGGAAUCAAUUAAAGGAAAAGGAGGUGGAAUUUCGUAGGGCUGAGCAGGAGAUCGACAGUCUAACAUUUCGCAAUCAGCAGUUGAUGAAGCGUAUAACUGUACUACAGGAAGAGCUCGAUAAGGCACAAAACAAGCCCAAGAAGGGUAAGGGCAAAGCGUCGGAGAACAAUAGUCAGAUUCCAGCACCACCGCCACCGAAUAACAUCUUAGACGAGGAAUUUCAGAAGAAGAUUGUCGAGAAUGCUCAAUUAUUGUCUCAGAUUAGUGACAAGGAUAGCGAAAUUGAAAGUUUGUAUGAUAGGAUACAACAGUUGGAAUGUAAAGUCGAUUAUUGCGAGAAGUCUAAGGUAGAGUUAGAGUGCCAAUAUCAAAGCGCUAUAGACAAAUUAGAAAGAGAGAGAAAUGAUUUACAGAGAAAACUAAAUGAUAGACAGAAACAAGAGGAAACUGUGUCGUGGUCUAGUAACGAAGGUAGACGCGAUGGUUUCGAUUUUGAUACGAGAGGAAUACUCUCGAAUCAUCGUCAGACAGAACCAUCGCCGUUUUCUUCACCGUCUGCUUCGCGUAGAUCAUCGAAGUCACUUGGGGAAGGAAAGCCACAAAAGUCACAAGAAGAAAGUAAUGAAUUCCUUUAUGCGAAAUCAUGUGACUUGGAGAAGGAAAUCAAUCAUUGGAAGGCUCAGUAUCAUAUACUCAAAAUAAAAUAUGAUGAAUUAGAACAAAGAGAGGCUGCAGCAACUCCGCAAAUUAAUAACGACACAUUAAAAUCUACGGAAAUAAAUAAUAUGAUUGGAAAAUUGAAUGCACCUUUCGCCAUACCAGACGAAAUCGAAGCUCGUGAAUUAAAAAUUAGGGAUUAUUUCCUAGAAGAAAUUGAAAGAUUAACAAACGAAAAACAUGUUUAUCAUAUUAAAAACUUAGCUAUGGCCGCUAAUAGCGAAGUUAUGCACGCGCAGUUAGAUACAAGCGAGUCAAAGAGAGAGAAGUGCGAAGCGACACUGUUAGAGACACUUUCCAAUUGUAACAGUAUACAAAAAGAGAAGGAUGUGCAGGAGAUAAAUUACAAGAUACAGCUCAAUACUAUGAGCGAACAUCUUGCCAAUAUGAAUGAGAAACUUAUCUUCCAAACAGAGGAGAUACAACAACUGAAAUUUGAACUAGCUAAUAAGAAUAGUAAAAAGGGGAAACAGAAGUGAUCCAGGUCAGAAUUGCAAAGAACAAUCAUUGACAUUCCAUUCAGUGGUAUGGUUUAAUCGGGAUCAUUGAUAAAUUUUAUGUAUAUAUUUAGCUCAUAUGUGAAAACCACUGAUUUUGCGCAUACUCGUGUCUUUAGCCUAAAAAGUGCUAAAGAGCUCUCUAACUCGAUGUUACAUUAUUUAUGAAAUCAAAAUAAACUCAUCGAAACGUUCUUUUUAUGAACGUUGUUUAUGUUAUAAGUUUAACUCUUCUAAUAUUGUAUAUGUGCAACGAUUAUUCUUAUUUGCUCAUACUUAUUUACAGCAAUAUACCAACACUUCGUACAGGAUAAAUUUUACAAUCUAAAUUUGUUAAUAAAAAGAUACAUAAAUCCUUUUUGGUAUCACUUGUACAAUUGUAGUUAGACCAUUUAUAGUUAAAUUGACAUCUACGAUUGUAAAUUAUAUAAACUGUUCUUUCUAUAUUAAAAGAAAUGUAAGAGAUAUGUACAGCUACUGUUUAUAGUAGAUGUUGUGAUAAAAUUAAUGUAUAUUCGCCAAAGCAAUUGUAUGUAUUGCCUUGCGCGUAUUAAUUAUAAAUAAAGUAUAAUUAAUCUUC